AUGGGUGAGCAGAUAGCGUGGUGGACGAGGUGGGCGUGGCUGUGUGUAUUGGUUGGCGAGCGCUUUGUAGUGGGCGUCUGUGUACCCCAGGACGGAAAGACAGUUUUCUUCACGAAAGGUGACGCCGUUAUUACUCAGCUUCUGCCUCUUCACUAUGGAUCUCGCUGUGACCAGCUGGGCAUGACGGAGGUGCAGGUGCUGGAGGCGACGAAACUGGCAGUACACAGAGUCAACCAACUCAGUCUCGUACCCGGAAUCAAACUAGGUCCUGAGGAUGAGGCAUCAGCGUCAGCAGUGGGAGGUGCCACACAGUCUCUGGGGUCACCUGUCAUGGCAUACAGUGCCCGACCCUCACCUGCCUCACAUACCUAUGACUUCCUCACUCCAGCACCGUACCGCUCUGUUCAGGCGGCCGUGCAGGUACUAAGCAGCGCAGGUGUUGACGCUAUCAGCAUCGUGCACACUGCCGACACCGAAGGGCAUGUGCUAGUUGAGCACAUCAUCUCAGCGGCAGAGUAUGCUUAUAUAUGUGUAGAGAUGGUGCUGGAGGAUGGCAACACUGUGGGGCUCACUGAGGUGCUACGCGAGGGCCCUGGCACGCUGGUCAUCCUAGGCAGCAGACACAGAGUACAAAGUCUGACCAGGGCCCUCGGGGGACCGCAAGGCCCUGUCGACCUCCUGCUGUUAAUAGACAGCGGCGGUCCCGUGCCACAGGUGGAGCUGGCUGGCUUGGAGACGCCUGCAAUUCUUCUGCAACGAACUGUUCACCGUCUCCCAGAGUUUGCUUCUUUUUUGGAAAGGGACUUGGAGUCUGAUGACGGGCCACGGCGACAAUACAUGGCCACCCUUUCUAAGUGUGGAGAAGUGAGAAUGGGCUACGACGCCGCCGCAAACUCCGCCAUCGCCGCGGUAUUAGUGUAUGCAGAGGCGCUGAGAGAAGCGCAGGCUACACACUGCAGCACUGAGGAAAGUUUAUGUCGCAGUGUUACAGCUUUAGAAACUUCAGAGUGGAAUGAUCUACUGGCUUCAGCAUCUCUGCAGGAGCCAGCUACAGCAGCUUUUCCCGGUCUUCUGGAUGACAGUCUUGAACCCGGUAGUGAGGACGUUCCCCGAUACACCGUCAAUCUGCUGAUCAAUGGCAGCAUCACUAAGGUUGGUCAAGCUGACGAGUCACUGGCGGUGCUGGGGAGGCUGGAGGUGCGGGAGCCCAGGUGUGGUGCUCACUGCCCCUGCAGUAUUCUGGUGCCUCCUCUCAUGCUACCUCCAGCAGUCAACGUCACACAGUCUUCAGGGUUUGAUAUCAUGGGCGGCAGCAAGUGGUGGACCUGGCAAGUGCCCAGCCUGGAGAAUAUGACCAAGAGAGAAGUAGCAGUCUACUUUACAGCUUUUUGCUUUUUGAUUGUCAUAUUCGUCUCCUCCUGCGUCGUCUGCCUUAUUAACAUGAUCAAGGCGCCAAGAAGACAAUAAUACAGACCUUGUGAAGCUACGCUCUCCCAAGAACAAAAGGUACACGUAAACUGCAUUCACGGGAGCUUGGUAAACGGGAGGUAAUCAGGUUUGCUCUGAGAAAGAGGAGAGUAGCUCUAAUUCCUGGACCAAGAACCUUUUACUAGCAUCAAGGCACCACUUCCCUUUAAAUGGGCAUCCCAGGCAAGACUCUCCCAUGCACACAAUUGACAUGCAACAUCUGUUGCGGUUAGGAUGCAUAAACCUUUAAUGAGCUGUGUACUGAUCAAUAGUACUCACCUGACUCUGGUUGCAGGGGUCGAGUCAUAGUUCCUGGCCAAGUGAAGAUGUCAUCUCUUUAAUACAACUCACUGUAUCAGUCACAGAACUCACUGUAUCACUAUCAAAAAGUACCAUAACCUACUGUAUCAUAAUCACAAGGUGCAGACUUAUGCCUUGCAACAAACACUGCAUCAUAAUCACAAAGUGAUGACGUCUGCCUUCUAAUAUAAUUCAGUGUAUUACUGUCACAUCUGAAAACGUCUGCGUAGUAACAUAAAUCCCUGCAUCAUUAUAAUUGAAUUAGUCUGUAUUGCAACUCAACGUUAUCACCAUCACAUACAUAAUAUAAUAUUUCUUUUCAUGGCAGAUAUUUAUGUCCCCAUCACACAUAUGUUAUGUUUUAAAGUAACAACUUCAAUACCCGACAUUUGCUAUAUCUUGUUGAGAAAAGAACCAUACCAAUAUAUGUUUUUUGUCCUGUGGUGACAAGAGUUAUGCUACACACAUGUUAUGUCUUGUGGUGACAAGAUUCAUGCUAAAGAUUUGCUAACAAAUAUUUAUUGAUUGUUUUAAUAUAUAUUUUAAGAAAUGCUUUAAAGAAAUAUUUUAAUAAAUAUUUGAAUAAGUUCAAAUAAAUGUUUUUAAAAGUUCAUAUAAUGAAUUAAAUUGUGCUAAAUGCGAACUUUAAUUUAAUAUGGAGAAGGUAAUUACCGGGAGUGAAAAUAACUGGGAGUACCGGGAUCAAAUUACCAAAGUCAGAUAACUGGGAUUAUUAUAUUUUAAUCAUGGGGGAGCGCAUAUGGGAGGAGGAUGGAAAGUAUUCUGGCUCAAUUCAGGGAAAUGGAGCACAGAUCCAAUUCCCUAGAUCAAGAGCCUCUCACCAGCAUCAAGAAACCUUCCUUGAGGGACAGAUAACCGGGAAGAAAUUGCCGGUCACCGAAUUUAUUUACCACUGCAGCCUGUGAAGAGUGACUUGUGACGACCCUCACCUCUGGUGUCACACUCAGUCACCCUCCCGAUAUAGAUCAUAGCUUCUUGUCUGGUAAUUAUUAUAAUCAUGGGGAGCGCUAAAACCGUAGGGAUUAUGCAGCGCCUGUUGGCGGGGGGGGGGGGAUGGAAAGUAUUCUGGCUCAAUUCAGGGAACUAGAGCACAGAACUAAUUCCCUAGAUCAAGAUC
Cherax quadricarinatus is the source of this 2905-nucleotide messenger RNA. The record is from RefSeq and is a predicted model, not a curated record. NCBI's taxonomy places the organism in Eukaryota, Metazoa, Arthropoda, Malacostraca, Decapoda, Parastacidae.